AUGGAGAUGGAGGCAGACUGUGAGAAUGACCUUCCAUUCUUACAUCAGAAAUUGUACACGAUAGCCAAGGCCCAGGAGAUACAAUAUCUAGCAGUUUUCGAUUACUGGGUCAACGAGAAGAAAUCCGAGAUCGAUGCACAAGAUUCAUCCGGCAAAACAGCGCUCCACAUAGCUACAGAGUUUCAUCUUACUCUGGAGGCAAAAUGUCUCGUCAGGGGGGGAGCUGAUGUUACUAUACGCGACUUCGAUGGGCGGCAACCUAUUUAUCUAGCGUGCAUCGGAAGACAAACCGAAAUGGUCCAUUUUCUUCUUACAAAAGUCAAAGAUGUCAACGCUUUAUACAACAAAAAUGAAACUUUGCUCGCCUCUGCAUGUCAAAUGGGCCAGCUGGAUAUCGUUAAUCUCCUACUCGAAAACGGGGUUGACGCGAAUAUCUCUGAUGAUGAUGGACAGACACCCCUGCACUGGGCCUGUUCAGAUGACGAAGAAGAGAUAGUAGAGCGUCUUCUCCAAGAGGAUACAUUGAAUAUCAACGCCGUCGAUAAGAAGGAAAACUUGACCCCGCUCAAUUCAGCCGUGAUAAACGCCCAUGCCAACAAUGUUUCUCUCCUUCUGCAGAAGAAUGCUGAUCUUUACAUCAAAGAUUACAUGGAUCGGACUCCUCUGAUGACAGCCACGAGAGCAAAGAAUUUGGAAAUUGUUAGGAUGAUACUUGGACAUAAAGUCGGAUGGAGAGACGGUUAUUUGGAAAUCGCCGAUGAUCGUUCUCUCACUCCUCUUCAUGUAGCAAGCAGGCAGGGAUCUUGUGAGAUUGCAUCUGAGAUGAUCCGCACUGGCGCAAAUUGCGAUGCUAGAUCGCGAGCCGGUAAUGAUGCUGACUAUGAAGACUUUCCUGGAUACACACUAUUACACCAUGCCUGCUCCGAGGAUCAGCACGAAAUCGGUAGUCUUUUGUUACCAGAGAUCCCAUUACCAGGGUUUGAGGUUGAUGCUAAAGCACAAGAUCGGUGA
Molecule: messenger RNA, 1011 nt
Organism: Fusarium musae
Lineage: Eukaryota; Fungi; Ascomycota; Sordariomycetes; Hypocreales; Nectriaceae
Exons: 1
Coding region: 1-1011 (336 amino acids)
Molecular function (GO): protein binding
Source: RefSeq, a predicted model, not a curated record